Molecule: messenger RNA, 1671 nt
Organism: Frieseomelitta varia
Lineage: Eukaryota; Metazoa; Arthropoda; Insecta; Hymenoptera; Apidae
Gene: 7B2
Exons: 5
Coding region: 146-832 (228 amino acids)
Biological process (GO): neuropeptide signaling pathway; regulation of hormone secretion
Cellular component (GO): secretory granule
Molecular function (GO): enzyme regulator activity
Source: RefSeq, a predicted model, not a curated record
GAUCAAUACCUCGAUUCCGCACGAGCACAGCGCCGUUUCCGGUUGCUGAAGAUACCUGCACACUCGCGAAAUCUGCUCGAGAAUCUUCGUCGUUCCUUCGUCGUUCCUUCUUGCGAUUAUUCCACUAUUUUUGCUAUCACUCAAAAUGUACUGGAUCCUAUUUCUUUCCGUGGUUGUUGCAGUUCAAGCAUCAGUAUACUUGCCUCCACCACUUAAGGAAGAGCAACUGUUAACUGAUACUUUUCUCCGAGAAUUGAUUAAUCAAAUGGGAAAUGAACUGGUGGAUACAGCAGAUUCAUAUUUGGAAUAUCAAGACAAACCGAAAGAAAUCCCUAUUGAAUUACCUGCUGAUUAUGACGGUAUGGACACUUUAAAUCCUAAUCCUAGCAUCCGUGAUCAGGAGUACUUACAACAUAGCACAUUGUGGAGUCACCAACGUGUUAACAAUAACGAUAAGACAAACGACAGACAAAAAAUUAAACCUGGUAGCAUAAAGAAUAUCAAGGAUGAGAAGGAAAAUGCUUUACCUGCGUAUUGUACGCCACCGAAUCCUUGUCCAGUUGGAUAUACAAGCGAAAACAAUUGUAUCGUGAAUUUCGAAAAUACAGCGGCAUUCAGUCGAGAUUAUCAAAGUGCACAAGAUUGCAUGUGUGACACGGAACACAUGUUGGAUUGUUCGGUUGAUUCCACAAACAGCAAUCUACCGAACAUGCAUAUUUCAAACUCCAAUUUCAACCAAAUCGUCGAUCAAUUUCAGGCUGAAGAAAAUCCGUUCUUCCGAGGUGAAAAAUUACCGAUCGCGGCGAAGAAAGGUCUAAACGUCGUCUAUUAAAAUAUUGGGUAUAUUUUGCUGGAAACUAUUAAGAUAUAUCGUUUGUGAAAUUUUACAGCAUUUUAACGUAUAUUAAAAAUCAUCCUCAGUCCAAUAUGUGAUUCAGUAAAAAAAAGAACAUGAAGUAGAGAUAAAUUUAUAACUAGAAAAAAUUUUCAUAAUUUUUUAAUUUAUCAAUAAUUCCAAAACCUGGUGCUAAAUAAAAUUACAUAUAUAAAUAUUUUAAUAUCAUAUUACUAAUUAUGAUGCAAAGUAACGAUUUUAAAUCAAUGUACAUAUACCAAAUGCAUAUACAAAGAAUAUAUUAAAUAUUCUAAAUGCGUUACGUUUUUAAGAAUUAUAUGUAUUCUGUUAAAAAGUUAUUCUUGUUUCACAAGAUAAUAAAUUACAUAAAUGUUAAAUAAUUAAUCUAUCUAUAAAAUAUAUUUAUAAUAGUUUUUUUUUUUUAAUCUUAACGUUUGAAUUAUAUCUGGCAAGAUAAAAAUUUUAUAAAUAUACACUUAUUAAUUGUAUUUUUUUUCAUAGCAAUAUAAAACCGAGUAUUAUUUUUGUUAUUCACAAUGUAAAAAAAUAUAUAUGUAUGUUAAAAUGAUAUAUUCCAUUUAUUUCUAUACAUACAAAAGAUAUAUAUUUGUAAACUAUUUAAGAAUGUCAAUUUAACAUAUUAUCUAUAUAUAUGCUAUAUAUCUGUACAAAAUUUGUAUAAAUUAUGCAAUUAAUUUAUUGCACAAAACUUAUUAAGAUUUGUUCAAUCGUCGUAAAUUUAAAAUAUUACUGUAAAAUUCAUUAACAAAUAACACAUAAAUGUAAAUUAAUUAAUUAAAUAAUUUAAUACAUGA